Messenger RNA from Rhopalosiphum padi (bird cherry-oat aphid), 1357 nucleotides. RefSeq names its product chromobox protein homolog 1-like. The coding region runs from base 326 to 559 and encodes 77 amino acids. The record is from RefSeq and is a predicted model, not a curated record. The transcript has 2 exons. NCBI's taxonomy places the organism in Eukaryota, Metazoa, Arthropoda, Insecta, Hemiptera, Aphididae. Gene Ontology annotation, cellular component: nucleus.
GCGGGCUGGUCUCGAGCAUUCCAUUUCAACGAUAAAAGUGUUCGUAACAUCAUGCCAUUUACCGUCAAGCUUGUCCCUCCGAAAUCAACGUUGUUGGCAGGAAUACCAUUUUUUCCCGUUACAAACAGUGUGUCUAUAGUGUUGAUAUCUCUUGUACAAUCAUCAUUUUUUAUUAAGUUGUUGGGACUGUAUGUAUUUGUUCUGUAAUUUGUUGUUUGUCGGUCGAUGAUCCACUGUUGUCUUUCAUUUACUUGGAUCCCGCCACACGGUUGACAUCUCCAUCGCCGUAAACUCAUUUCAGAUAUUUGCAUUGACAGUCUUCGAUAUGAAUCCCAGCUCAAGCAAAAAACUGAUCGGUUCAAAUGCAGAACAUGAAAAUUCCAAGCCUAACAAUAAACAAGCAGAAAAAAUUGUAGGAGUUACUGAUUGCCCGUUGACAUUUUUAGUGAAGUUUAAAGGAAUUGAUGAAGCCGAGUUGAUACCAGCUAAAGAGGCUAAUAAAAAAUUCCCACAAAUCGUUCUCGAUUUCUAUUUAUCAUUACCAAUAGAGUGGGUUUAGAUAAAUUAAAUGGCGUUUAAUAACUAUUAUAAUACAGAUAAGGAUGACAAGUGUUCAAAAAGGGACUUUUAUUUUAUAUCAUAUCUUAUUGUAAAUGUCUUCAAUUAUUUAAUUUUAUUAUAUGUAGUAGGUAUGCCUUACAGAUAAAUUUAUUAGUUCAUCAAUUAUUAAAUAUUUAAAUGUUAGUAAUUAAAUACUUUCAUAAAAUAGCAAUUUUUUUUUAUUACAGUAUAAUAAUAGUGUUCUCUUAAAAUUUGUUUAUAUAUCAGUUUAUGUUAUUAAAUAAUUAUUGGUUUUGAAAAAUUAUUUCUUAAUAGGACACACCCUAUUGUCACUGUCUUACAGAUGUAAAACAUAGCAAAAACUGUAUUGCACGGGAAAGAACCAAACUACAAUCAUAACUAAGAAACAGCAUUUUCACUACAUAAAAAAAAGAACAUUGGCUGUGAAAUAUUGUUAUUAUUUUUAGAUAUCUUGACUAAAAAUAAAAUAAUUUAAAAUAAUGGAUUUUGAAACAAUUUGAAAUUGUAUAAGUGAUAUAAAAUAAAUAAAAACGUUAUUUCACAGAUAAUGUUGUCAACUAUAUUAUUUAUCAAUUUGGAGUCUUAACUACAGUCAAAUUGGUUCUAUUCCACGCUAAACAGCUUUUGCUAUGUUUUACGGUAACAACACGCGAGUGUAGUUUCCACUUAAAUGCCAAAAUAUGUUAAUUUAAGUUUAUUUAUUUGUUCAAAUGUUGAGUCUAAAUAUUGAAUACUUGUAUCUUAUUUUAAUAAUUAAAAGCAUUUUUUCACCGUA